Molecule: messenger RNA, 5768 nt
Organism: Danio aesculapii
Lineage: Eukaryota; Metazoa; Chordata; Actinopteri; Cypriniformes; Danionidae
Gene: kidins220a
Product: kinase D-interacting substrate 220a
Molecular function (GO): protein binding
Source: RefSeq, a predicted model, not a curated record
UGAGUUAACAUGCGGUUCAUCAUUAACUCAAAUGGUUUAUGCAAUCCCACAAGACCGGGCUUGUUACUGUCAGUCUUGUCAUUCCACAUCUGUUACUCUGCUUCAAGACAAGAAGCCAGUCGUUCACAAUGGCUGAACAGCGGAGAGUUUCCUUUAAUGAUGUCUCUCUGCUGCUUUCCUCUACAUUCUCCAGCGGAGUCUCUAACGCAGCCAUGGACGCCAGCACAUCCCUGAAGAUGAACUCUCUGAGCAACCAGAGUCUCUUCAGCUACGUGGAGGAGGAAAACCUUUCGGCCAUCAAAGCUCAUCUGGAUAAAUACCGAGAGGUGGACACCAGGAGCGAAAAUAGCCAGACUGCUCUCAUGCUGGCGUCAGAGCAGGGCAGUCUAGAGAUCGUGCAGGAGCUCAUCCGGAGAGGAGCAAACAUCAAUCUGGAUGACAUUGAUUGCUGGACUGCACUGAUUUCUGCUGCUAAAGAGGGACACACUGAAGUGGUGAAGGAACUCCUGGAGAACAAUGCCAAUGUGGAGCAUCGAGACAUGGGGGGCUGGAGUGCGCUCAUGUGGGCCGCUUAUAAGGGCCGCGUGGAGGUGGCAGGUCUACUGCUGGAGAAGGGAGCAAACCCUAACAUCACCGGACAGUACAGUGUUUACCCCAUCAUAUGGGCGGCAGGACGAGGCCAUGCAGAGAUUGUUCAGCUGCUGCUUCAGCAUGAAGCCAAAGUCAACUGCUCUGACAAGUAUGGCACCACACCACUGAUCUGGGCCUCCAGGAAAGGCCAUUAUGACUGUGUGAUGCACCUGCUGGAGAACGGCGCCAAUGUGGACCAGGAGGGAGCGAACUCAAUGACUGCUCUGAUAGUGGCCGUCCGGGGUGGUUUCACUGAGGUGGUGAAGGAGCUUCUCAAGAGGAACCCCAAUGUGAAUAUGACCGACAAAGAUGGCAAUACAGCCUUGAUGAUCGCCGCCAUAGAGGGCUACACAGAGAUCGUCCAAGACUUGCUGGACGCAGGCACAUACGUCAACAUCCCUGACCGGAGUGGAGAUACUGUGCUUAUCGGAGCCGUCAGAGGAGGUCAUGUGGAGAUUGUCCGAGCUUUGCUGAAUAAAUACGCUGAUAUUGAUGUCAAAGGCCAGGAUGGUAAGACUGCCCUGUACUGGGCUGUAGAGAAAGGGAACGCUACCAUGGUACGAGAUAUUCUGCAAUGCAACCCUGAUACUGAGGCCUACACCAAGGAUGCAGAGACUCCGCUUAUAAAAGCCACCAAGAUGAGAAACAUGGAAAUCGUGGAGCUUCUAUUGGACAAGGGUGCCAAGGUGUCAGCGGUGGAUAAGAAAGGUGACACAGCUCUGCAUAUUGCCAUCCGUGGGAGAAGCCGCAAACUGGCUGAGCUGCUCUUGAGAAACCCUAAAGAUGGCCGUCUGCUCUACCGGCCCAACAAAGAGGGAGAAACGCCCUACAACAUUGACUGCACACACCAGAAGAGCAUCCUCACCCAGAUAUUCGGAGCCAAGCACCUGUCUCCCUCUGAGUGUGAUGGAGAUAUGCUGGGUUAUGACCUGUAUAGCAGUGCUCUGGCUGAUAUCCUGAGUGAGCCCACCAUGCAGCCGCCCAUCUGUGUGGGCCUUUAUGCCCAGUGGGGCAGUGGCAAGUCCUUCCUACUGAAGAAACUGGAGGAUGAGAUGAAGACAUUUGCCGGGCAGCAGGUGGAGCCGUUGUUUCAGUUUUCAUGGCUGGUGGUGGUUUUGACUCUGUUGCUGUGUGGAUCUGUGGCUUUGGUCCUCGGCUUUGCUGUCGACACAAAACUGGCCAUCGCUGUGGCCCUCACUCUGCUCGCUCUCAUAUACAUCUUCUUUGUGUUGGUCUACUUUGGUGGGAGAAAAGCAGGUGAGAGUUGGAGUUGGGCCUGGGUUCUAAGCACAAGACUGGCCCGACACAUUGGCUACCUGGAGCUGCUUCUCAAACUCAUGUUCGUCAAUCCACCAGAGCUUCCUGAGCAGACCACCAAAGCCCUGCCUGUUCGGUUUCUGUUCACCGACUAUAACCGUCUGUCGAGUGUGGGAGGGGAGACGUCCAUGGCUGAAAUGAUAGCCACACUGUCCGAUGCCUGCGAGAGAGAGUUCGGCUUCUUGGCCACCAGACUUUUUAGAGUCUUCAAGAAUGAUGAAACUCAAGGAAAGAAGUGGAAGAAGACGUGCUGCGUGCCAUCUUUCGUGUUGUUCGUGUUGACGUCGGGCUGUCUGAUCACAGGCAUGGCUCUGCUGGCCAUCUUCAAGGUGGACUCGGAGAACCUGACGGUGAAUGCGGUGCUGAUCUCCAUGGCCAGUGUUGUGGGUCUGGCGCUGCUGCUAAACUGCAGGACCUGGUGGCAGGUGGCAGAUUCUGUGCUUCACUCUCAGAGGAGGAGGCUGCUCAACGCUGCCAACCGCAUGCACAAACUCAAGAGUGAGGGAUUCAUGAAGGUUUUGAAGUGUGAAGUGGAGCUCAUGGCUAAAAUGGCUAAAACCAUUGACGGCUUCACUCAGAAUCAGACCCGACUGGCUGUCAUUAUCGAUGGCCUAGACUCUUGUGAACAGGACAAAGUGUUACAGAUGCUCGACACGGUUCGAGUGCUGUUUUCUAAAGGUCCCUUCAUCUCCAUCUUUGCCAGCGACCCCCAUAUCAUCAUUAAAGCCAUAAACCAGAACCUCAACAGUGUGCUGCGCGACUCCAACAUCAACGGCCACGACUACAUGCGAAACAUCAUCCACCUGCCCGUGUUCCUCAACAGCCGCGGCCUCAGCACUGCAAAGAGACUCUGCAUUUCCACAGCAGCCAAUGGAGCUGAUCAACUGAACAACGAUGCAUGGCAAGAGGACGUGGACAGGAAGUUAUCUCAAAACAGUCUCGGCGAUCAGGGCCGGCAGGGCAGCAAAACAGCACUGAACCGCCGGGACACAUACCGCAGGAGACAGAUGCAGCGCUCCGUCACCAGACAGAUGUCCUUUGACCUCACCAAGCUGCUGGUUACUGAAGACUGGUUUAGCGACAUCAGCCCUCAGACCAUGAGGAGACUGCUCAACAUAGUGUCAGUCACAGGGCGCCUUCUGAGAGCCAAUCAGAUCAUCUUUAACUGGGACCGGCUGGCAUCCUGGAUCAACCUGACAGAGGAGUGGCCGUACCGCACGUCCUGGAUCAUCUUGUUCCUGGAGGAAACUGAUGGAGUCACAGAUCUCGUCACACUCAAGACCAUCUAUGAGAGGAUUUCUAAAAACAUCCCCACCACUAAAGAUGUGGAACCUCUGCUGGAGAUUGAUGGUGAUAUUCGUAGUUUUGAGGUGUUUCUGUCUUCGCACACCCCUGUUCUCACCGCUCGUGAUGUGGAAAUGUUCCUGCCGUGUACUGUCAACCUGGAUCCUAAACUGAGGGAGAUCAUCGCAGAUGUACGAGACGCACGCGAGCAGAUGCACCUUGGAGGAGUCAGUUUUCCCACACUGCCCUUGCAAGAUGCUUCGGUGCGGCCGCACUCUGGGUUCGGGCAGCAGUCUUUGGCUUGUUCUCCUACAGGCUCUUUCCCUGGGUCUUUCCCCAAUGCUGGAGUGCUGCCCGCUGCUCAACCCCACAGCAGCUACUUCAGUGGGCUUACAGGGCCACAACAUCCCUUCUACAACCGGCCUUACUUCCCUCAUCAUGUUUAUCACCUGCCACGAAAUUACCCCGGCCACCCCCAUCACGCCCCCUCCCGCCCUGCUUCUAAACUCCACAAGGACCCCAGUCUGGGACUAGAUGUAAUCAGAGAGGACUCCAGUGAGGGUCUUCCCUCUCCUACAUCCCCUUCUAUGAUUAAAUCUCAGCCCUUCAGAAUGAAGCAGGGCUCUGGCUCUGUGGUCUCUAGUGGAUCUCAGGUCCUGCUCAGCUCGCUGAGCAUCGAUGGAGUGUGUGAGAAGCUCAGACAGAUCCAGGGGCUGAUUCCAGCAUGCUGGAAGCAGUACAUCGGCACAAUCAAAAAGGCCAACGUGAACGGUUCGGUUCUGUCUCAAUGCAACCUUGAUGAACUGAAGAAGGAAAUGAACAUGAACUUUGGCGACUGGCAUCUCUUCAGGUCAAUGGUUGUGGAGCAGCGUCAUGCGGAGAACCAGCUGCUGCAUGAUGAAUCAGGAGCGUGCAGCGAGCAGGGCAGCAGCGUGUUGAUUCAACCUGAACCCCACAGACCCUCUGAAGCUCGUCAAGACGUGACCGUCAACCCAGAAAACUUCACGUACAGCCUCAACCUUAGCUUUGAAGAGCUCAGCGGCGUAGGGCUGGAGGAGUCUGCCAGACAACACAAUGCCCACUGGCUGGCCAACUCUCACCGGACCCCCAGCUUAUCCAGUCUAAACUCUCAGGAAUCGUCCAAUGACAUCUGUAAGCUGACCGACAAACAGCAGGCCGAGUAUCACAGUGCCUACCAAGAGUACAUCUCCCACAUGUCCCAUCUGGAAGCGUCUGCUGCAGGACGAGAGAGUCAAACUCAAGCCCUGUCCAGCCAGCUCAUCUCAACCAGCUCUGAGGACAAGAUUAAAGAAGGAGACCAAGAUGGCCGCAAACACUUUGGCAAAAAAGGCCCCAAACCUACAGACACCAUGUCAGACUUCUCCUCCGCCCCGGAUGGUGGUCUUCUAGAUCCCAUUACAGAGGAGGAUGAAAAGUCCGAGCAUGGGUCUGCCACUAAAAACCCACCCAGACGCAAAACCAAAGGACAGGGCCCUUGUUAUCACAGCAUACCGAGUGACGAAGACGACUCUGGAGAUGAGGAAACAGAUGCAACCCCGCUUCUAAAAGACGAACCCUGGGGUGCAGAACCAGAUCUAGACCUCUUGUCGAAGGAGAAAGGCUUCGUCUCAGAUAUCAUGCUGGACAAGAAGUCGUCUGACUCUGGAGUGAGGUCCGGCAGGAGCUCAUCUGAUCACUCUCUACAGGAUGAGGAGAAGGAGGAGGAGAAGUCAGAAGAACAGGAAGCCCAACUGAUUGAGCUGGUUCUUGAGAGUCCGGUUAAAAGCGGGUGUUUGCCAAACAGGUUGAGCAACCCAGAUGAAGCUGUGGCCCGCAUGUCCAUCUGUUUCUGCACGCUCCAAUCUGAAGGCAGCACCCCUGAAGAAAGCUGGCCUGCCCCGGCCGUGAGCAACCUCAACUGCUCGGCCAACAAUACAGCUCUCAACAACAACAUCAACAACAGUGGCCAGCAGGAGACCCUCGACUCAACCGACUGCCCCUCAAUCAUUAUACGACCAGGAUCAAGCACUGAAAACACCACACUGGAAAACCAGAACUUGCGUGGCGUCCAGAGGAAGAGGUCCAUUGGUCCUGCCACCGAUGCCACCGAGGAACGAGAGAGUGUCCUUUAAGCACAAGUGGUCUGAAUGGAUUACUUUUAGAGCUGUGGCGAAGAAAAGUUUGAGAUUAUACGUUGAUUCUGAAAUGUUCUAAAUACAUUGCUAUUCUCUCUUGAAUCAGUUCUGAGCUUAGUUUUUAAAAGCAGAUGGUGCUCUAGGCUAGUUUUUAACCGCAAAAUAAAGAGCACUUCUGUGUUCGGCUGAGUCAUGUAAAUUGGCUUUUAUGGAACGAGAGUAAUGUAGACAGUACACUAUGAUGCACAUUCUUGUAAUUCGCAUAAACUUUUCCUUAUUAAGGUGGCCACAAGAGCUUAACGUGCUGCAAUUUAAAAAAAACACGUGUACAAAAUUAAGAAAAUUAAGAAAAGAUCUUCGUCUAUUUGACAGCACAUGUCCUUACAACGCAUAUACAAAAAA